Molecule: messenger RNA, 477 nt
Organism: Lecanosticta acicola
Lineage: Eukaryota; Fungi; Ascomycota; Dothideomycetes; Mycosphaerellales; Mycosphaerellaceae
Source: the annotation of a GenBank genome assembly
AUGUCAGGCCGCGGCGGAGCGGGAAACAUCCUCGCCAUUCAGCAAGAGAACGCGCGCAUCUCCGCAGACCUCGAAGCAAACCAAUCCGCGGCCGACUCCUACAACGCGCCAGCUCCCAUGCGCUCCGAGCAGCAAUAUGCCCACAGCGGUCGUGGAGGCGCCGGGAACUACUACAGCCCAAAACAGCUGAGCGAGACAGGCCAGUACAGAGACACUAACAUUGGGGAGGUCGCAGACCUCUCGGGAAGGCGAGGAGCAACGGCAUCCGAAGCGACUUCUACGACGCGAACGUACGGUCGUGGUGGUGUUGGGAACUAUGCAUACGACGCGAGCGAGAACCAGGAGAAAGCCUUGCGGAACAAGAUGCAAGAGGAUGAGGAAAAGCAGCAGAAACUGAAGGCGGAUAUCGAGGCUGGCGUCAAGGAGACCUUGGCUAUGCCCGAGAAAGCAAAACUGCCAGGCGGACACCCGUAUUGA